AUGGGAGAAAUCAAGGCGCUGAUAUUCGAGACUGCCAAUAACAUGGAAGGAACAAUUCCUCCUGAGAUUUCCAUGCUGGGGAAAAGCUUGCAGUCGAUCGUUUUGCGUCUGCAAUUGCAACUCGAGGGAUCCAUCCCCACUGAGUUUGGACUGCUGACAAAAUUGGCUCAAUUAUUGUUGACUACUACAAACAUUGGUGGCUCCUUUCCAACCGAGUUUGGUCAACUGCAGAGCCUUCAGUUGGUAGCACUUGGCGGGAUUCCAAUUCAUGGGCAUAUUCCUUCAGAGAUUGGACGACUGUGCAACUUAUCGACAUUUGUUGUGGCGAGAACUGAUUUAACAGGUUCAGUACCAGGUGAGCUUUACAAAUUGCCUGGCCUGCAGUCUCUAUCAAUUCAGGAGUGCCCUUGGCAGGAAACUGAAUAUAUCCUUCAAGAAGUCAUUCACAACGCAAUGCAGCUUCAUUCACUAUCACUAUCAAGCCGAAGCAGUGGGACAGUAAUGUCAAUUCCAUCUGAACUUGGGAAGCUGACAGAACUGACAAGUCUCAUUUUGUUGGACUGGAAUCUUCAUGGAACUAUUCCAAACCAACUUGGAAAAUUAGAGAAUUUGACAUAUCUAGGCUUGAGAGGAAACUCAGUCUCAGGAACUGUACCCCCAGCCUUGUUGGAGAUGACAAAGCUGACCAACCUCAAUGUUGGCUCCAACAAGUUUGCAGGAGCAGUGCCUCCUGAUCUCUUUUCCCGACUUUCCAACUUGAAGUUCCUAUACCUGAAUGACAACCUGUUCACGGGCACUGUUCCUACAGAAGUGGGUCAUCUGUCUGAUCUCAGGACACUAGAAUUUCAGAAUACCAACGUAUCUGGCACCCUCCCUACAGCACUACUUACUGCGGAGAACUUGACCAGCUUGGUAGUCACAGACACAUCCUUGUCGGGCAGCAUCCCUGAAGAGCUGUGUGACAGAAUGCAUCAGCAGGAAUUGAUAUGCUAUGGCCGUUCGCCAUGUAAACGCUUGCCAGUGAAAACCAACACAACAGUCUGCCAUGGCACUUCCCUUUGUGGGUGUGAUUGUGGUCCUUGCAAGCUUAACUAA
Seminavis robusta is the source of this 1095-nucleotide messenger RNA. Lineage: Eukaryota; Bacillariophyta; Bacillariophyceae; Naviculales; Naviculaceae. The record is from the annotation of a GenBank genome assembly.